Amphiprion ocellaris (clown anemonefish) is the source of this 1516-nucleotide messenger RNA. RefSeq names its product ecto-ADP-ribosyltransferase 4. The coding region runs from base 16 to 1101 and encodes 361 amino acids. Lineage: Eukaryota; Metazoa; Chordata; Actinopteri; Pomacentridae. The transcript has 4 exons. The record is from RefSeq and is a predicted model, not a curated record. Gene Ontology annotation, molecular function: NAD+-protein-arginine ADP-ribosyltransferase activity; NAD+ poly-ADP-ribosyltransferase activity.
AUUUUGGCGGAGAUAAUGGAAAUUACAGCAAAGAAGAGGAGAUGCAGCUUCAACAAAGACUGGGAAACUACAUAUCACUGGGUGAAGCCGGUGCAAGGUGAUUCUCAGAGAGUUUUCUGUGAAGUUUGCCAGAGUUCGUUUUCCGUUUCACACGGUGGGGAAUACGACGUGAAGCGACACAGUACAUGGGAGACCCCCUUCUCAGCUUUGCCUGUAGAAGAAGAAGAAGAAGAAGACAAAGACGAAGAAGAGCGCCUCACAAUGUGGAACAGAAGAAAACUGUGUCUUAUUGCAAUCAUUUUCACAGCUGUCUGCUUCAAAGGGACUGCAGGAGAAGCAAAUCUACUGGACACGAGGCAUGCACACGUUGUAGAUGACCUGUACAAUGGAUGCCGUGAAAAGGCCAUGGAGACGUACAUCCAUUCAGGCCUGUUAAAACAGGAGCUAAAUAACAGUAAAGGAUUCCAGAAAGCAUGGAGUGCAAACGCUGAGUGUUCAGCGCUGAUCCCUGGGGGAAUAAAAGAGCAUACUGCUGCACUUUCCGUCUAUUAUCACGCCGAUCCAGUUUUUUUGGACACCUUUGACGAAGCAGUGGAGACAAUGGGCAUAAAUGCGAGCAUCUAUGAAAACGACUUCCAUUUCAAAGGUCUUCAUUUCCUGCUCAUGGAUUCCAUGGCCUUGCUAAAACAAAAGGAGUGCAAGAUUGCGUACCGGGUCACAGAAAACAAAGUCAAACCAGCAAAAGGCUCAACUGUAAGAUUUGGAAGUUUCGUUUCAGUUAAUUCAAACUAUGACUGGUUAAUGCACAAUGAAGAUAUUGAAGGGAUGGUGCUUUAUAAUAUCACAACUUGCUUCUUUGUCAACCCGGGGGACCACGUUUGCAGCAAAGACAAGGAGGAGUUGCUCUUAUCUCCAGCUGAAGUCUUCACAGUGGAGGAAGUGGCUAAGAGAAUGAAUGGUGAUGAAGAAUACAUUGAGGUCAUUUUGAAACAUUCAACACUGAACAGCACACACAACUGUUUCUCUUUUUCAAGGUCUGCAGCUGUCGUCUCCCCCCAGUGGCUUGUAUCCGUGCUUGCGGCUUUGCUUUUUUUCCUUUAACGGUUUGGCAAAAACCCUUAUCAUCUCGGUCAUCUCUGAGAGUUGUCACAAUGUAAAACACUGCUCUGUUUGUUCAUCUGAACUACUGUUUUUGCUUUGAUGUCUGCAAAAAUAUAUUCAUAACAAAGCUGCCAUGUGAUUUGAAUCAUAGACUAAUAUCAUCGUUUUUAAAUGUAUAACAACAUAAUAUACUUUUUGGUGUGAUUUUUGAGACUUUGAUGCCUUCAAAGAACUGACAGGAGAUGAGAGAUGGGAAACGACCCGCAACAAAGGUUCUCAGCUGGACUCAAGUUGCAGUUUAUGGUCAGCAUUUUAACCGCUGUGGCAUCCAAAUGUAAAGCAGUUUCAUCCAAUCAUGUUAGAUAAAUGAGGUGCAAUGUGGAAAUACACAAACAAAUAAACUUGUUGAACUCCU